UUUCGUGAUACGCAUACAUCAAAGGUGCCGACAGAGAGUCGCGCUACUUGUAUAUACUGGCUCUAGGCAUAUACAUACAUACGUCAAGUGAUAUAAUUGCAAUUCGGCAUUCGCGCGAUGUCUAAUGUUGUGUAGAAAUCAUAUAAUCGCCGAGUCGGAGUUGUCAAAAGCGAGUCGCUUUGUAAUGUGGAGAGCAGUAAAGAGCAAUGCCAUCGCUAAUAAUGUGAAUCGAGCGCGAACGAGCUUGAGUCGGGCCGGGGUGGGAGAGACAGGACAAUCUUGUUUGUGUUAUCACAUAAAUGGUACAGUUUGACACGGUUAUUUAAAUGAACUUAUCUAGCUUAGAUGCUUCCGUGUCAGGUGUAACUUUUGUCGCGCAUCAUGGCGAGCACGCCCGAAAAUAUCAGUUGUGCUGGCUUCGUGUUUUCCAACAACUUCGAUUCGGCUAAUUUAGCCAAGGUGGAGGAAGUGAAGAUACCAGAGAUUCCUGGUAAAGAUGUUUAUGAAAUCGAGGACAAAUCAUCUCAUAACCCAAAUUCCAAGGAGGCAUGGGAUUAUGAAUUUAACUUGUGGACAAAGCACGAUUGCCAUGGUACACAAUAUCAAAACAAUAAUAGGACUUGGUUUUACUUUGGAGUCACGUCUCAUCGGCCGAAUGUUUUGGUCAAGUUUAACAUAGUCAAUCUGAAUAAGCAAGUCAAAAUGUUUAGUCAAGGAAUGUGUCCAGUUUUCAAAGUUGUGCCAGGACAUUUACACUGGGAACGGAUUCGUGAGAAGCCUACAUACACUCUUGACCAGAGAGGAAAUGACUUCACUUUAUCAUUCCUGUAUUGCACUCCAGAAAAUUCAAAGGCCAUUACCUAUUUUGCCUUUACCUAUCCAUUUUCAUAUAUAGAUUUACAAAAUUACUUGAGGAGAAUCGGCAUGAGAAUGGAAAAGAGGAGUGUAAUAUGUGCAGAUGAUAUAUACUAUCACAGGGAAUGUGCAAUAAAAUCUUUAGAGGGUCGUAGAUUGGAUGUAUUAACAAUAAGCUCUUAUCGUAAUAUAUUGAUGGAGAGAGAAGAUAGACUGACCAAUAUGUUUCCUGACACAAGUGAGGAGAGGCCUUACAAAUUUCGGGAUAAGAAGGUAAUUUUUAUUAGCGCCAGAGUACAUCCCGGUGAAACACCAUCUAGCUUUGUCCUGAACGGUUUUCUCAAUUUUUUACUAAACCGUGAAGAUCAAAUUGCCAUAAAUUUACGCCACCUAUACGUGUUUAAAUUAAUACCAAUGCUUAAUCCAGACGGUGUUGCUAGCGGUCAUUAUCGCAUGGACACCAAAGGGAUAAAUCUGAAUAGAGUUUAUCUCAAUCCCUCAGAGGUGGAUCAUCCUACGAUAUACGCUGCGAGAAAUUUGAUAAAAUAUUAUCACCAUUCUUAUCAAUUACCAACUGAAUUAACUGAUCACCUAUCAAAUAUAAAUCUCGAGAUCGUGGAUAACGAUGUAAGCUUUAAGAGUACAACUGCUCCAAUAGCGAAUGCUGUGUAUGACACAAGGCUGUUACAACAAGUGACACUCAUGACAUUGGACGAAAAAAAUAGAUACACUCUCGAGAGUAAUAAGAAACAUUUAUUAACAUUGGAGCACUUAGAUCAUGCAAUUGUCGGUAAAAGUGAAGAAGUGCCGAAAGAGAGUGUUAAAAAUGAUUACGUUGCGAAAGACAGGACAAACAGCAAACUAACUUACGUGACUACCAAUAUGAAUGAAACAUCAAGGUCCCCAGAUAAUUCCGGAUUGUAUUUAUACAUCGAUCUUCAUGGUCAUGCCUCGAAGAAGGGCGUUUUCAUGUAUGGAAAUCACUUUACCGAUCCGGAGGACACCAUUAUGUGCAUGCUGCUACCGAAGUUAAUGUCCAUCAAUAAUCCUCACUUUCAUUUCGCGUCGUGCAACUUCGCGGAACGAAAUAUGUACAUUAUAGACAAACGGGACGGUAUGUCAAGGGAAGGUUCAGGACGUGUGGCAGUAUAUAAGAUGACUGGUCUCGUGCGUAGCUAUACUCUGGAGUGCAAUUAUAACUCUGGCCGUCUGGUGAACGUGAUACCUGCUAGAGUCCGUGAUGGGAUGAACAAGACCACGAGUCACAUGUUCGUCCCCCCGAAAUACACGCCAGCAAUGUUCGAAGCGGUUGGAGCAGCAUUGGGUCCUUCCAUUCUCGAUCUUACUGGCAACAAUCCCAAUAGCCGAUUGCCAAAUAGCCAAUAUCGUUCUCUGAGAGGAGUGAAAUCUCACUUGAAAUUAACAUACGUGAAUAAUCUUUCCGCAUCGUCUAAUAAGUCGACGCUUAAGGACAGUGAAGGUAUUGUCGCACCGAACACUUGUAUUCUGAAAGAAUUAGAAACGAAAUUAAAUGAUGCGGUGACGGGAGUAAAGAACGUUAUAAGGAGCGAAGGAAAUUUGAUGAAGAAGUGCAUCCAACGUCACAGCGUUUCUCUUUACACGGCGGUGAAGAGAAUCAAGGGCAAUAAAAUAUCCAGACAAACGUCACCGGCUCAUCGAGUGCUGAAGAAUCAUAGUAUCAAUAAUGCGGAAGUGCGCACGAUCAUAUCUGACGCGGGAGUGAAGUCGCUGUUGAAGACAAUUGAUCCGUAUCAGCCGAUUAAGCUUAACGUAGAAUCAGUAAUCAGUAACAAUCUCGAGCCGCGCUUAAGCACGCAAAUGUGCACAAACAAAAAACUAACAAUGAAGAACAAUCUGACUAAGACAUAUAACAUCUCUUCUGAAGAGACAGCGAUAGUGAGGCACGGCGCAAAGAGAUUGAAAAUUGUUUCAUCCACGAGAACAACGUCCAAAACGUCUUUUUGCGAUAUUGGAGAAUCGUCUUGCGCCGCGGUAGAAGAAAUCACUGCGAAAACCUUGUCCUCUAAAAUGCCACACAUUCGCGAUAAACAAAAUCUUCGAGGAAUGCGUGCUAGAAAAUACGAUCAAUUGACUGAACAAAUAAAACUGAACAAGUCCUCCAAGCUGAGGGAAAUAAACGAAGUCGCCACUAAAGAGAGUUUUAUACUUGAAAAGGGCAAGAAGCAAAAUCCUAAACUUAGCUAGGACAGUAAAAAGGGCCCAUCACUCAUGAUAAUUCACUGAUUCAUUUUGAUUCAUCUUCAUUGAAAUUGUUUUUCCGGAAAAAUCCUAUGUAUUAUAAUAUAUAUAGAAUAUAUGUGCCCGAGUACAUUUUCUGUGUUAAUACUAACACUCCUGAGAUCACGUUUCGAGACAAAACUGUUACCAAACUGUCAAGACUAUAAUAGUUUUUAAAUAGGAAGUGUUCACAAUCGUGCAAUGUAUAUCGCUAAGUAAUUUAAUAUAAUAUAUAAUAGAGAGAAAAAACCUUCGUGUGCGUACGUAGGAUUUCAUUGAACUGAAAACAACUGAAUAAUCGAGAAGGAUACUGCGUGAAAAAAUAAAUCUAAAAUAUUGAAUAAAAGUUUUUCAAA
This is a messenger RNA of Ooceraea biroi (clonal raider ant), 3470 nucleotides long. RefSeq names its product cytosolic carboxypeptidase-like protein 5. Lineage: Eukaryota; Metazoa; Arthropoda; Insecta; Hymenoptera; Formicidae. Gene Ontology annotation, biological process: protein deglutamylation; proteolysis. The record is from RefSeq and is a predicted model, not a curated record. Gene Ontology annotation, molecular function: zinc ion binding; metallocarboxypeptidase activity.